Erinaceus europaeus (western European hedgehog) is the source of this 7993-nucleotide messenger RNA. It is a transcript of the gene STAB1, whose product is annotated as stabilin 1. Gene Ontology annotation, biological process: cell adhesion. Bases 101 to 7834 code for a protein of 2577 amino acids. The record is from RefSeq and is a predicted model, not a curated record. Lineage: Eukaryota; Metazoa; Chordata; Mammalia; Eulipotyphla; Erinaceidae. Gene Ontology annotation, molecular function: hyaluronic acid binding; calcium ion binding. The transcript is spliced from 69 exons.
AUCCCGCCUGCCUGCCCCGUGUCUGCCUCCCAGGGCUCAGUCUCCACGCCGCUGGCUGCCCCGAGGCUGCCCCAGACGGCGUGCCCGCCUGCCGCCCACCAUGGCAGGCUCUCGGCACCACCUCCUGCUUUGCCUCCUGGCCUUCUACUUGGCGGGCGCUGGUUUCCUCAGGAGCCAGAAGGUGCGGUCCAAGCGCUGUGACAUGAAGACCAGAUUCAUCACUCACACCUCCUGCACCACCUGUGCCAGCAUCAAGAAGCAGCUGUGUCCUCUGGGCUGGCUGAGGGAGAUCCCAGAGAAGGUGACUCAGAACUGCCACUACGAGGUGCAGCUGGGUGACUCUCUGCUGUCCAUGCGCGGCUGCCGACUAGAGUGCUGGAAGGACGUGGUGCAGAAGGCCUGCUGCCCGGGUUACUGGGGGUCUCAGUGCUACGAAUGUCCUGGGGGCUCUGAGACGCCAUGCAAUGGCCAUGGGACCUGCCUGGAUGGCAUAGACAGAAAUGGGACCUGCGUGUGCCAGGAAAACUUCAGUGGCACAGCCUGCCGUGAGUGCCAGGACCCCAACAGGUUCGGGCCUGACUGCCAGUCAGUGUGCAGCUGUGUGCACGGAGUGUGCAGCCACGGGCCACAAGGGGACGGGAGCUGCCAGUGCUUUGCUGGGUAUACCGGCCCCCACUGCGACCAGGAGGUGCCUGUCUGCCAGACCCUGCACUGUCCCCAGAACUCACAGUGCUCUGCCGAGGAUCCCAAAUGCAACUGCUUGCCUGGCUACAUCCUCCAGGGCAGUGAAUGCCAAGCUCGGAACCCCUGCCAGCCAUCGCCCUGCUCCCCACUGGCCCGGUGCUCAGUGAGUCCCUGGGGACGGGCACAGUGUCACUGCCCCACCAACUACCACGGCGACGGGAGGGUGUGCCUGCCUCAGGACCCCUGCACCAUCAACAAUGGGGGCUGCCCCACCAACUCCACCGUGUGUAUUUACCAGAAGCCAGGCCGGUCCACCUGCUCGUGUAAGCCGGGCCUGGUCGACAUCCACCGCAACACCUCUACGGGCUGCUUCGCCUUCUGCUACCCCCACUCCUGUGACCGGUCGGCCACCUGCCAGGUGACCCCUGAUGGGAAGAGCAGCUGCGUGUGCAAGGAGGGAGAGGUAGGCGACGGGAGAGCCUGCUACGGACACCUGCUCCACGAGGUGCAGAAGGCCGGGCAGAUCGGUGUGGUCUUUCUUCGCCUGAGACUUGCCCUCUCCAUGCUGGACCAGGGCUGCCGGGAGAUCCUGACCACAUCUGGUCCAUUCACUGUGCUAGUGCCGUCCGUGUCUGAGUCCUACAGAACCAUGAAUGCCUCCCUGGCCCAGCAGCUCUGCCGCCAGCACAUCAUCGCAGGGCAGCACUUGCUGGAGGAGUCGGGGGCCCAGUCCACCCGCAACUGGUGGACUCUGGCCGGGCAGCAGAUCACUGUCACCUUCAGCCGCUUUCAGAAGUAUUCCUACAAGUAUCUAGAUGAACCCCAGAGGACCUUCUCCAUCCAGAAAGCAAACUACCCGGCAGCCAACGGUGUCUUUCAUGUGGUCUCCGCCAUCCGGUGGCAGCCCCCGCCACAGCUCCCUCAGGAUCCCAAGAAAACCAUCGGUCAGAUCCUGGCCUCCACCGAGACCUUCAGCCGGUUUGAAACCAUCUUGGAGAACUGUGGGCUGCCCUCCAUCUUGGACGGCCCCGGGCCCUUCACCGUCUUUGUCCCGAGCAACGAGGCCGUGGACAGCUUGCGGGACGGACGUCUAAUCUACCUCUUCACGGUGGGUCUCUCCAAACUGCAGGAGCUGGUGAGGUACCACAUCUACAACCAUGGCCAGCUGACAAUUGACAGGCUCCUCUACAAGGGUCGAGUCCUCACCAUGGCAAACCAGGUCCUGGCUGUGAACAUCUCUGAGGAGGGACGCAUCCUGCUGGGGCCGGAUGGCAUCCCACUGCGGAGCGUGGAUGUGCCGGCUGCCAACGGCGUGAUCCACCUGCUAGAAGGGGUGCUGCUGCCGCCCACCAUCCUGCCCAUCCUGCCCAAGCGCUGCAGUGAGGAGCAGCACCAGAUCGUGGCGGGCUCCUGUGUGGACUGCCAGGCUCUGAACACCAGCACCUGCCCUGCCAACAGCAUCACACUGGACAUCUUCCCGGAGUCCUGUGUUUACAUUCAUGACCCUGAUGGGCUCAACGUCCUGAAAAAGGGCUGUGCCCGUUUCUGCAACCAGACCGUCCUGAAACCUGGCUGCUGCAAGGGCUUCUUUGGACCUGACUGCACACAGUGCCCCGGGGGCUUCUCCAACCCCUGCUACGGCAAAGGCAACUGCAGUGAUGGGAUCCAGGGCAAUGGGGCCUGCCUCUGCUUCCCAGACUACAAGGGCAUCGCUUGCCACAUCUGCUCCAAUCCAAACAAGCAUGGGGACCAGUGCCAGGAAGACUGUGGCUGCCUCCACGGUCUCUGUGACAACCGGCCGGGCAGUGGGGGCGUGUGCCAGCAAGGCACGUGUGCCCCAGGCUUCAGCGGCCGCUUCUGCAACGAGACCACAGGGAACUGUGGGUCCAUGGAACCGGCUCAGCAGUGCCACGCAAAUGCCCGAUGCAUCAGCCAGGGGGGCAUCUCCAGAUGCCUCUGUCUCGAGGGCUUCGAGGGCGACGGCUUCUCCUGCACUCCCAGAAACCCCUGCUCCCAGCCGGACCGUGGUGGCUGCUCAGAAAAUGCUGAGUGCAUCCCUGGGACCCUGGGGACCCACCACUGCACCUGCAACAAAGGCUGGAGUGGGGACGGCCGAGUCUGUGUGGCCAUCGAUGAGUGUGAGCUGGACACAGGAGGGGGCUGCCACGCCGAUGCCCUGUGCAGCUACGUGGGCCCUGGCCAGAGCCGCUGCACCUGCAAGCUGGGAUUUGCCGGGGACGGCUACACGUGCAGCCCCAUCGACCCCUGCCGGGCGGGCAACGGUGGCUGCCAUGACCUGGCCAGCUGCCAGGCAGUGGGGGGUGGUCAGCGAGUCUGCAAGUGCCCCCCUGGCUAUGGGGGUGAUGGCCUCAGCUGCUAUGGGGACAUUUUCCAGGAGCUUGAAUCGAAUGCUCAUUUUUCAGUCUUCUACCAAUGGGUCAAGAGAGCCAGCAUCACAUUUCCUGCCGGUGACCAAGUCACAGCCCUGGUGCCCUCUGAAUCUGCUAUCCGCCGGCUGAGCCCCGAGGACCAGGCCUUCUGGACGCAGCCCAGGAUGCUGCCACAGCUGGUCAGGGGCCAUUUUCUCCAGGGUGCCCACUCCGAGGAGGACCUGGCCCGGCUGGGUGGGCAGAAAGUGGCCACCCUGAGCCCUACCACGAGCUGGGAGAUUCACAACAUCAGUGGGAGAGUCUGGGUGCAGAACGCCAGCGUGGAUGUAGCUGACCUCCUCGCCACCAACGGUGUCCUGCACGUCCUUAGUCAGGUCUUGCUACCACCAAGGGACUCUCCGGGCAGGCCGGGCUUACUGCAACUGCUGGACUCGGUGCCUGCCUUCCACCUUUUCCGGGAGCUGCUGCAGCACCACAAGCUGGUUGCCCGGAUCGAAGCCGCCACUGCCUAUACCAUCUUUGUGCCCACAAACCACUCCCUGGAGGCCGAGGGCAACAGUAGCAGCCUGGAUGCAGACGUGGUGCGGCACCAUGUGGUCCUGGGGGAGGCCAUCUCCGCGGAGACUCUGAGCAAGGGAGGGCACCGGAACUCACUCCUGGGCCCUGCAUACUGGCUCGUCUUCUACAACCACAGCGGUCAGCCUGAGGUGAACCACGUGCCACUGGAAGGCCCAGUGCUGGAGGCCCCUGGCUACUCACUGUACGGGCUGUCGGGGGUCCUGACGGUGGGCUCAAGCCGCUGCCUUCACAGCCAUGCCGAGGCCCUGCGGGAGAAAUGUGUAAACUGCUCCCGGAAAGUCCGCUGCACUCAGGGCUACCAGCUGGAGAACACGCCCAGGAAGAGCUGUCUCUACCGAUCUGGAUCUGGCUACUCCUUCUCCCGAGGCUGUUCUUAUACCUGUGCCAGGAAGAUCCAGGUGCCUGACUGCUGCCCUGGCUUCUUUGGCAUGCUGUGUGAGCCGUGCCCCAGUGGCCUGGGUGGUGCAUGCUCGGGCCACGGUCAGUGCCAAGACAGGCUCCUGGGCAGUGGGGAAUGCCGCUGCCACGAGGGCUUCCACGGAACAGCCUGCGAGAUGUGUGAGCUGGGUCGCCACGGCCCCAACUGCACAGGAGUGUGUAACUGUGUCCACGGACUGUGCCAGGAGGGCCUGCAAGGGGACGGCAGCUGUGUCUGUAACGUGGGCUGGCAGGGUGCCCGCUGUGACCAGAAAGCAACAGACUCGCAGUGUCCAAAGAAGUGUGACUCCAAUGCCAACUGCAUCCUGGACUCGGCUGCGGCCCCUACCUGUGUCUGUGCUGCCGGCUACACAGGCAACGGCUCCUCCUGCACAGAGGUCGACCCUUGUGCCCACGACCAUGGGGGCUGCUCCCCCCAUGCCAACUGUACGAAGGUGGCACCUGGGCAGCGGACAUGCACCUGCCACGAUGGCUACACGGGCGACGGGGAGCUGUGCCAGGAGAUGAACAGCUGUCUCACCCACCAUGGAGGCUGCCACAUACACGCUGAAUGCAUCCCCACAGGUCCCCAGCAGGUUUCCUGCAACUGCCGUGAAGGCUACAGUGGGGAUGGCGUCCGGACCUGUGAGCUCCUGGACCCCUGCUCUCAGAGAAAUGGGGGCUGCAGCCCCUAUGCCACGUGCAAGAUCACAGGGGAUGGCCAGAGGACGUGCACCUGUGAUGAGGCCCACACCGUGGGUGAUGGCUUCACCUGCCGUGCCCGCAUUGGCCUGGAGCUCUUUCGGGACAGGCGUGCCUCAUUCUUCAGCCUUCACCUCUUGGAAAGCAAGGAGCUCAAAGGAGAUGGGCCUUUCACUGUCUUUGUGCCCCAAGCAGAUCUGAUAGUCAACAUGUCACGGGAGGAACGAGACCGGAUUCGUGCCCACAGCCAGCUGGUGUUCCGCUACCAUGUGGUUGGAUGCGGCAGUCUGCGUAGCCAGGACCUGCUGGACAGGGGCUACGCCACUACGCUCUCAGGGCACUCGCUGCGCUUCAGUGAAAGGGAGGGCAGCAUAUACAUCAAUGACUUCGCCCGCGUGGUGAGCAGUGACCAGGAGGCCGUGAACGGGGUCCUACACUUCAUUGAUCGCGUCCUGCUGCCGCCGGAUGCACUCCACUGGGAGCCAGAUGCUGCCCCCAUCCCGACGAGAAAUGUCACCUCCGCUGCUGAGAGCUUUGGUUACAAGAUCUUCAGCGACCUUCUGAAGGUGGCUGGCCUCCUGCCCCUGCUGCAAGACACAUCCCAUAGGCCCCUCACAAUGCUCUGGCCCACGGACAUGGCCCUGAAAGCCCUGCCACCCGAUCGUCAGGCCUGGCUCUACCAUGAAGACCACCGAGACAAGCUAGCAGCCAUUCUUCGGGGCCACGUGAUCCGCAACGUCGAGGCCUUCGCCUCUGACCUGCCCAACCUGGGCUCCCUCCGCACCAUGCAUGGGACCCCCAUCUCCUUCUCCUGCAGCCGUGCUCGGCCGGGUGAGCUUGUGGUGGGUGAGGACGAUGCCAACAUUGUGCAGAGGCACCUGCCCUUCGAGGGUGGCCUGGCAUAUGGCAUUGACCAGCUACUGGAGCCACCUGGCCUUGGUGCCCGUUGUGACCGCUUUGAGACUCGGCCACUGCGGAUGAAAUUAUGUAGCAUCUGUGGGCUGGAACCACCCUGUCCUAGGGGCUCACAGGAGCAGGGUAGGCCCGAGGGCUGCUGGCGCUACUACUCAAAGUUCUGGACGUCCCCUCCACUAUACUCCUUCACAAUGCGCAGUAGCUGGGCCCGAUCCAGCGUCUGGGGGCAACCUCACAGCCUGGGCAGAGGCUGCCACCGGAACUGUGUCACCACCAUCUGGAAGCCCAGCUGCUGCCCUGGCCACUAUGGCAGUGAAUGCCGAGCUUGCCCUGGUGGUGCCAGCAGCCCCUGUAACAACCAUGGCAUGUGCAUAGACGGCAUGAAUGGCAGCGGGCAGUGCAGAUGCCACUUGGGGUUUGCCGGGACGGCGUGUGAACUCUGUGCCCCGGGUACCUUCGGGCCCCAGUGCCAAGCCUGCCACUGCUCCCCCCACGGCCGCUGUGACGAGGGUCUUGGGGGCUCUGGCUCCUGCUUCUGUGAUGAGGGCUGGACCGGGCCACUCUGUGAGCUGCAGCUGGAGCUGCAGCCUGUGUGUACCCCACCCUGUGCACCCCAGGCCGUCUGCCGCACGGGCAACAGCUGUGAGUGCAGCCUGGGCUAUGAAGGGGAUGGCCGCGUGUGUACAGUGGCGGACCUGUGCCAGGAUGGGCAUGGUGGCUGCAGCCAGCAUGCCAACUGCAGCCAGGUGGGCACCGUAGUCCGCUGCAUCUGCCUGCCCGCCUACGAGGGUGAUGGCUGGAGCUGCCGGCCCCGAGAUGCCUGUGCAGACAGCCACCGCGGGGGCUGCAGUGAGCACGCCGACUGUCUGAGCACCGGACCGAACACUCGGCGCUGUGUGUGCCACGCUGGCUACGUGGGAGACGGGCUGCAGUGUCUGGAGGAGCCUGAGCCACCUGUAGACCGUUGCCUGGACCAGCCUCCACCCUGUCACUCGGACGCCAUGUGCACCGACCUGCACUUCCAGGAGAAGCGGGCCGGUGUCUUCCACCUCCAGGCCAGUAGUGGCCCGUAUGGCCUGAAUUUCUCAGAGGCCGAGUCAGCCUGCAGGACCCAGGGAGCUGUCCUUGCCUCGCUCCCUCAACUCUCUGCGGCUCAACAGCUGGGCUUCCACCUCUGCCUCGUGGGCUGGCUGGCCAACGCCACGGCUGCCCACCCCGUGGUCUCCCCCGCGGCAGACUGUGGCCAGGGCCAGGUGGGCGUGGUCAGCCUGGGUGUCCGUGUGAACCAGUCCGAACGCUGGGAUGCCUACUGCUACCGCCUACGAGACGUGGCCUGCCGCUGCCGUGACGGCUUCGUGGGCGACGGGACCAGCAUAUGCAACGGGAAGCUGCUGGACGUUCUGGCCACCACCGCCAACUUCUCCACCUUCUACGAGAUGCUACUGGGCUAUGCCAAUGCCACCCAGCGGGGUCUUGACUUCCUGUACUUCCUGGAUGAUGAGCUCUCCUACAAGACACUCUUUGUCCCCAUCAACGAAGGCUUUGUGGGCAACAUGACCUUGAGUGGUCCAGACCUGGAGCUGCAUGCCUCCAACGCCACCUUGCUGAGCACCAACGCCAGCCACGGCACCUUGCUGCCAGCCCACUCCGGCCUCAGCCUCAUCAUUAGCGACCCGAGUCCUGACAACAGUUCCUGGGCCCCUGUGGCCCCGGGGGCAGUUGUGGUCAGCCACGUCGUCGUGUGGGACAUCAUGGCCUUUAACGGCAUCAUCCACGCUCUGGCCAGCCCCCUCCUGGCACCACCCCAGCCUCGGGCGGUGGUGGCACCUGAAGCCCCGUCUAUGGCAGCAGGUGUAGGAGCCGUGGUGGCGGCUGGUGGGCUGCUAGGGUUGGCGGCGGGAGCCCUUUACCUCCGUUCCCGAAACAAGGCCACAGGCUUCGGCUUCUCCACCUUCCAGGCAGAAGAUGACGCUGAGGAUGACUUUUCCCCGUGGCAGAAAGGGACCAGCCCGACCCUGGUUUCUGUCCCCAACCCCGUCUUUGGCGGCAACCACGACGGCUUCUGUGAGCCCUUUGAUUGCUCCCCACAGGACUCCCUUCUGGAAGAGGACUUCCCUGACACCCAGAGGAUCCUCUCAGUCAAGUGACGUAGUCGGGGCUGAAGCACAGACACGCCAAGCAGGAGGGAGACCACGUUUGUUUAUUGCCUGUCUGGACAGAAGCCCGGAGCGGGCGGGGCAGGAGGGGUGGGGCCCGCUGUGGGAAAUAAUAAAGGUGCCCUCAGCGGAUGUGGGCCAUGUCGCCGA